Nelumbo nucifera (sacred lotus) is the source of this 1501-nucleotide messenger RNA. RefSeq names its product isocitrate dehydrogenase [NAD] regulatory subunit 1, mitochondrial-like. The record is from RefSeq and is a predicted model, not a curated record. Lineage: Eukaryota; Viridiplantae; Streptophyta; Magnoliopsida; Proteales; Nelumbonaceae. Gene Ontology annotation, biological process: isocitrate metabolic process; tricarboxylic acid cycle. Gene Ontology annotation, cellular component: mitochondrion. Gene Ontology annotation, molecular function: isocitrate dehydrogenase (NAD+) activity.
GAGAGAGAAGAAGGUACUCACCUCGCCAUUUCCGGUCUUACUCCCUUGUAAAAACACAGCAGGUUACUAUCAUGGCGAGAAGAACCCUAUCAAUUCUAUUGCAACUUCUGCCGAGCUCAAGAUCUUCUUCAUCAUAUCCUUCGAUUGCAUGCUUAGGGUUAUCAGGUCUCGAUUCGAAGCGAACCGUAACCUACAUGCCCCGGCCCGGUGAUGGCGCACCCAGAGCUGUGACCCUUAUUCCAGGUGAUGGAAUCGGACCUCUUGUCACUGGUGCUGUCGAGCAGGUCAUGGAGGCAAUGCACGCUCCGGUGUACUUCGAGAGAUACGAAGUUCAUGGCGACAUGACAAAGGUUCCGCAAGAGGUGAUUGAUUCGAUCAGGAAGAACAAGGUCUGCUUGAAGGGUGGUUUGGCAACGCCGGUUGGAGGGGGAGUUAGCUCGUUGAAUAUGCAACUGAGGAAGGAGCUUGAUCUGUAUGCGUCGCUUGUGAAUUGUUUCAAUCUGCCUGGGUUGCCCACGAGGCACGAGAAUGUUGAUAUCGUUGUGAUCAGGGAAAAUACAGAAGGAGAGUAUUCUGGGCUCGAGCAUGAGGUCGUUCCUGGUGUGGUCGAGAGCCUCAAGGUGAUAACAAAAUUCUGUUCAGAGCGCAUUGCAAAAUAUGCUUUUGAGUAUGCCUAUCUUAAUGACCGGAAGAAAGUGACAGCUGUUCACAAGGCGAACAUUAUGAAGCUUGCAGACGGUCUCUUCCUAGAAUCUUGCCGUGAGGUUGCGACAAAAUAUCCUGGAAUAAAGUAUAAUGAGAUAAUUGUGGACAACUGCUGCAUGCAACUUGUCUCGAAGCCUGAACAAUUUGAUGUCAUGGUGACACCUAACCUUUAUGGUAACUUGGUAGCAAAUACAGCAGCAGGUAUUGCUGGAGGCACUGGUUUCAUGCCAGGAGGCAAUGUGGGGGCUGAUCAUGCUAUUUUUGAACAAGGUGCUUCGGCAGGCAACGUAGGAAAUGAGAAAUUGCUAGAGCAGAAGAAAGCAAAUCCAGUAGCCCUCCUUCUCUCAUCUGCCAUGAUGCUGAGACAUUUACAGUUUCCAUCUUUUGCUGAUCGAUUGGAGACUGCUGUAAAGCGUGUGAUCUCAGAGGGCAAGUAUCGGACAAAAGAUCUUGGUGGAGACAGUACAACCCAAGAGGUUGUUGAUGCAGUCAUUGCAAAUCUAGACUGACAGAAGGAUUUCUUUACCAAAUAAACUUGCUAUGAAGCAGUCUUUUGAGCCCCUGGGUUUUUGAACAUGUAGCAAGCAUUUCCUCUGCCAUUUAUGUAUCAUUAUCAAGUUUUCCCGCUGAUGCAGGUAAAUCACAAAAUGUGAUACAUGUAAUUUUUCCCCUGGUAAUAAUGCAUUAAUGCUGCUUAGUCCUUGAAAUCAGGAACCAUGUGUGAGUGCUUAAAUAGAAGCCUCUGAAUGCUACAUAAAUGCAAUUUUCUACAUUGGUAAAACUUGCUUGCAUGAAA